Messenger RNA from Monoraphidium neglectum, 1032 nucleotides. RefSeq names its product ornithine carbamoyltransferase. Gene Ontology annotation, biological process: L-citrulline biosynthetic process. Gene Ontology annotation, cellular component: intracellular membrane-bounded organelle. The transcript is spliced from 7 exons. The coding region runs from base 1 to 1032 and encodes 343 amino acids. The record is from RefSeq and is a predicted model, not a curated record. Gene Ontology annotation, molecular function: ornithine carbamoyltransferase activity; amino acid binding. NCBI's taxonomy places the organism in Eukaryota, Viridiplantae, Chlorophyta, Chlorophyceae, Sphaeropleales, Selenastraceae.
AUGUACACCGGAAAGACCGUUUCCCCGCCCAAGAAAGGCAAGCACUUCCUGCACCUGGACGACUUCUCAAAGGACGAGCUCCUGGACAUGCUGGAGCGCGGCGCCCACGCCAAGCAGCGGCUCUACGCGCGCGACGAGUCGUUCAAGCCCUUUGCCGGCCGCACCAUGGCAAUGAUCUUCACCAAGCCCUCCGCCCGCACGCGCGUGUCCUUCGAGACGGGCUUCUUCCGCCUGGGCGGCCACGCUGUGUACCUCGACCCAAACACCAUCCAGAUCGGCAAGCGCGAGCCGACAAAGGACAUCGCGCGCGUGCUGUCCGGCUACAACGACGCCAUAAUGGCGCGGCUUUUUGGCCACGCGGAUCUCAUAGAGCUAGCCGAGUUCAGCAGCGUGCCGGUCGUCAACGGGCUCACGGAUUACAACCACCCCUGCCAGGUCAGCGGCGGCGGCGGCGGCGCGGGGGCGGGAUGGCGCGCGGGCCGGACGGCGCGGCCCGGCGCAGCUGGGCGGCUCGGAGCGGGGAUCAUGGCGGACGUGCUGACGAUCUCCGAGGUUAAGGGGAAGUUUGAGGGGCUCAAGGUGGCCUACGUUGGCGACGGCAACAACAUGGUGCACUCGUGGCUGCGGCUGGCCGCGCGCAUUCCCUACGAGUUUGUCUGCAUCUGCCCCCCCGGCUACGAGCCCGACGAGGGCACCGUGGCGCUGGCCAAGGCGGCCGGCAUCAGUGACGUCACCGUGACGUCAGACCGCAACGCCGUCAAGGGCGCUGACGUCAUCUACACUGACGUGUGGGCGAGCAUGGGGCAGAAGGAGACGCUGGAGGUCAAAAUGAGGGACUUUGCGCCCUACCAGGUCAACCAGGACCUCAUGGCCCUGGCCGGCCCUCAGUGCACCUUCAUGCACUGCCUGCCCGCGGAGCGCGGCUUGGAGACUGUCGACGCCGUGAUGGAGAGCGCUGCCAGCGUGGUCUUCCAGCAGGCGGAGAACCGCAUGCACGCGCAGAACGGCAUCAUGUUGCACUGCUUCGCCUGA